AUGUUCAGAAACAGCAAGGGGGCAGUUGUGCUGGAGCCAGUGCCCCCUGAGGUGACCCUGGUUCAAACUGAGAAUGGAACUGCAGUGUGCAAGGCAGUUGUAGGGAAGCCAGCUGCACAGAUCUCCUGGACCCCAGAGGGAGAUUGUGUCACUGAGCAAAAAUGUCAUUGGGGCAAUGGCACAGUGACCAUCCAGAGUACAUGCCACUGGGAGGGCCGCCGUGUACCUAAUGUGUCCUGCUCUGUCUCCCACUUGACUGGGAACAAGAGUUUGUCCAUAGAGCUGGAUCAAGGUGUCAGAUCCCUGGGAUUUCCAGCAUCAGGCUUACUGAUCAUUCUCUAUGUGAAAUUCUCUCUUUUCUUGGUUAUCCUAGUCACUGUGGGCUUCAUCUACUUCCAGCAAACAAAUGAUUGCAGGGCAAUGGGAAACUGUCUGUAUCAUCUCCUCACACAAGUCCCACACUUCAUGAAGUCAUCUGGGGACAGAAGAUUGCUAUUCUAUUGA
This is a messenger RNA of Mesoplodon densirostris (Blainville's beaked whale), 504 nucleotides long. RefSeq names its product CD200 receptor 1 like (gene CD200R1L). Gene Ontology annotation, molecular function: signaling receptor activity. Gene Ontology annotation, biological process: regulation of neuroinflammatory response. The transcript is spliced from 4 exons. Bases 1 to 504 code for a protein of 167 amino acids. Gene Ontology annotation, cellular component: external side of plasma membrane. Lineage: Eukaryota; Metazoa; Chordata; Mammalia; Artiodactyla; Ziphiidae. The record is from RefSeq and is a predicted model, not a curated record.